CCCAGGCGCUGUCUCAGUCCGUCGGCUUUCUUCCCUGCCCGAGCUGAGAUUUCAUACAAGCCAACGAGCCGGACAGCACAGGAGACGCCAAAACCCUCCAUCCGCUCAACCCUCGCUAGUCCUUCAGCACGUGUAGCGUUAAAUCCACUCCAGUGGGUGUAGUACGUCCUAUAUAUCCUUUCAAAUCACAGAAAAAUGUCUUGGCAAAGCUACGUGGAUAACCUGAUGGCCGAUGGCAGCUGCCAGGAUGCCGCCAUUGUUGGCUACACGGACGCCAAAUAUGUUUGGGCAUCGUCAGAGGGGGGUACUUUUAGCGGUAUAACGCCUGAUGAAAUCGAUGUCAUUGUUGGCAAAGACCGAGAGGCCUUUUUCACCAGUGGGCUGACUUUAGGGAAAAAGAAGUGCUCGGUGAUCAGAGACAGCCUUCCACUGGAAGGGGACUGGACAAUGGACAUCAGGACAAAGAGUCAUAAUGGAGAGCCGACAUACAAUGUUUCCAUAGGCAGAGCUGGCAAAGUGUUGGUUGUAGUCAUGGGAAAGGAAGGUACCCACGGAGGAUCGCUCAACAAGAAAGCAUUUAGCAUGGCUGAGUACCUGAGGAAAGUUGGAUACUAAAGCAGCCCCUUCCCAUCCAUCCACACAGCAGCUCACUUUAAAUACACCGCACCACACUACCCACCCACCCCUACCCUCAUCCUUGCCCCUGCCCUCUUUUGUCAACUUGACAACACUACCAGAAACAGUUAGUAGAUGCAUUGUUGUCUCUAAAUAUCUCUGUCCAUUUUUUUAUGAAGUUUUCCUUUUGUUUAAUGCUCCAUGUUCUUUAGUUUUCCAAAUUCUGACAUCUUUUUUUUGUGCCACAGUAAAUCAAGCAUGUUGGUUUUAUGAAGGUUCAGUCACAAACACUACUGUACAUACCAUAGAUGCAAAAUGAAGAAUUGAAGAAUUGGACUGCCCAGAAUUUGUGUAAAUUCACAAGUAAAUGAAGUCACUACAUUGUCCAAUGUUUUCCUUAGGCACUUGCUAAUGAACCAGCUUAAGAUAGAUUAUGCUUCUCGAGUGCUUUGAGUCCUUGCCGAGCUCUCAUGGUCUUCCUUGUAUACAGCAUGUCCAGGAUGAAGAAAGUGCAUGCAUAUCUUUUAGGUCAAUAUCAUCUUUUUUCCAAUAACUAACUACACCACCGUGUCUCAGCUUUGAGAAUGAAGUUAACCAGUCACAUAACACUUACUUUAUUUGAUCGGUUUGAUCCUGAAUUAAUUUAGUAAGCACCUCUGCCCCUGCCCUUGUGAACCGCAACACCCUGGCCCCCGCUGUACCUUCUUUAGUUUGAAAACCUUAUAUCAAAUGCUUUUGCUGUUGUAUUUGGAUGUGGUCUUGUAAGUCAUUGGUCUAAUGUUGGAAUAUUUUGAGUGUGGUGGCAGAUCAGCAUUUACAAGGUUUGGGUUAAAUUGUUCCCCAAGAGCCUUUGCAUCCCGGACUCUGUAUGGACAUUCCAUCGCUACAAUAGCUCAGGCACUUAUAAUUGUUGUUUGCCAGCUCCUGUAAAAUGUUUUUUCUUUUUUGUUUGUCCUUUUUUGUUUUCUUUUUUUUAAGACAAAAAGUGCUGCCAUCCCAAUUUACCUCUGGUUCUGUCCAUUUCACUUUGGGUUCUCCAAUAGGACCAAUUUUGUGUUGCAUCCGAAGGGAUUAACAGAAUUGCUCCAAACUGUUGUUGUGAAGGAUGACUGCUAGCUUCAUCUGUUGCUGACUUUAUAACACUAAAUUUUCAACACCAAGUACACAAUGUAACACCAAGCUAAUUUCUAUUAAACACUAUUACUGGCUUAACAGUUUAAAUUAAAAAUCAAGUGUAUGAUAACUACCUGAGAAUUUCUCUCAUGAAUGUCUUGAAUAGAUGAAAUGGCAGUCUUAUUGUUAACAUGUCACUUCAAAAUUCUUAAACAUUUUUGACUUUUAAUCUGUUAUUUUCAAGAAUGAAACCAUUUGGAAGUCAUUGCCUUGUACACUACUUAAUUGCGAUGUAUCAAACUGUCAUAGCACGGUACAAAUGCUUCAUUAAAUAGACAAAAAAUAUAUAUACUGAAGUAAACUGUGUACACUAACCUUUUCUGGGAUAUGGUGGUAUUAGUUGGAAAAAGACCACUAGUCGAAGUCAGUUGUAUUGUGGAAACUUGUUAAAUAAAGCUGUGUAUCCUGUGCCAUAAUGUAGAUCUGAUCUGUUGCUACUGUGAGAUGGAUUUUAACUGCUGCCUUGUGAGGAGUCAAUUCUUUAGUGGCACCUUUGGGAUAUUUGGCAUAAAUUCAAACUCCAGGGCUUGUGGAAAAUGUACAGAAAAAAAGAAGAAAAAAAACAUCAAAUUAUGUCCAAUUCUCUCCCUUCUUACAUCUGACCAGAUCAACUCAAUUUGCGUGAAAGGAAAGAAAAAACAAAUGCCAUGAUUUAACCACCUUGUUUACAGACAGAUCAAAUAAACCUAUUCCAACCAGAAA
Molecule: messenger RNA, 2490 nt
Organism: Rhinichthys klamathensis goyatoka
Lineage: Eukaryota; Metazoa; Chordata; Actinopteri; Cypriniformes; Leuciscidae
Gene: pfn2a
Product: profilin 2a
Exons: 3
Coding region: 196-615 (139 amino acids)
Biological process (GO): regulation of actin filament polymerization; positive regulation of actin filament bundle assembly; actin cytoskeleton organization
Cellular component (GO): cytoplasm
Molecular function (GO): actin binding
Source: RefSeq, a predicted model, not a curated record